Messenger RNA from Oryza brachyantha (malo sina), 1282 nucleotides. Its product is annotated as cationic peroxidase SPC4-like. The record is from RefSeq and is a predicted model, not a curated record. Gene Ontology annotation, molecular function: heme binding; peroxidase activity. Lineage: Eukaryota; Viridiplantae; Streptophyta; Magnoliopsida; Poales; Poaceae. Bases 43 to 1143 code for a protein of 366 amino acids. The transcript has 2 exons. Gene Ontology annotation, biological process: response to oxidative stress; hydrogen peroxide catabolic process.
UACACUUACUUAGAGCAGUAGAAGCAGAAACCAAGGGGGGAAAUGGCUUCUGCAACGAUGGUAAUGGUGGUAGCUGUUGCUUGCCUGUGCGCUCCGGCGGCUAUGGCGUCCGCCGGCGACGGCGACGGCGACGGCGACGUGAAGCAGCAGCAGCAGCAGCCGCCGGUGGUGAGUGGCUUGUCAUUCGAUUUCUACAGGAAGAGCUGCCCCAAGGCGGAGUCGGUCGUGAGGAAGUUCGUGAAGGACGCCGUCCGCAAGGACGUCGGGCUCGCCGCCGGCCUGCUCCGCCUCCACUUCCACGACUGCUUCGUCCAGGGGUGCGACGCCUCCGUGCUGCUCGACGGCUCCGCCACCGGCCCCGGCGAGCAGCAGGCGCCGCCCAACCUCACGCUGCGCCCCUCCGCGUUCAAGGCCGUCAACGACAUCCGCGACCGCCUCGACAAGGCCUGCGGCGCCGCCGUCGUCUCCUGCUCCGACGUCCUCGCCCUCGCCGCCCGCGACUCCGUCGUUGUGGUAAACAAACUUGGGCCGGAGUACAAGGUGCCUUUGGGGCGACGAGACAGCACCAAGUUCGCGUCGCAGCAGGACGUGCUGAGCGGGCUCCCGCCGCCGAGCGCCGCCGUGCCGGCGCUGCUCGACGUGCUGGCCAAGAUCAAGCUCGACGCCACCGACCUGGUGGCGCUCUCCGGCGGCCACACCGUGGGCCUCGCGCACUGCAGCUCCUUCGAGGGCCGCCUCUUCCCGCGGCAGGACCCGGCGAUGAACGGCACCUUCGCCAGGCGGCUGCGGCGAACCUGCCCGGCGGCGGGCACCGACCGCCGGACGGUGAACGACAUCCGGACGCCCAACGUGUUCGACAACAUGUACUACGUCAACCUUGUCAACCGGGAGGGCCUCUUCACCUCCGACCAGGACCUCUUCUCCAACGCCGGCACCAAGCCCAUCGUCGCCAAGUUCGCCGCCGACCAGAAGGCGUUCUUCGACCAGUUCGCCGUCUCCAUGGUGAAGAUGGGGCAGAUCAGCGUGCUCACCGGCUCGCAGGGUCAGGUCCGCCGGAACUGCUCCGCCCGCAACCCCGGCACCGUCGGCGCCGGCGACCUCCCGUUGUCCAUCCUCGAGGCUGCAGACGGCCUCGUCUUCUAGAUUAGUAGUCGUAGUGCGUUUCAAGCUAUGGCCUUCCUGGGUGAUGCUGACACACACAGUGCAGAUCAUGUAUGAAUGUCCUAGUGAAAUAAAUUCAGAAAUGAAGGCCAGUGAUGAUAUAUGCCAAACUGCCAGCGUG